CUUUAUAGUGAGGUUGGAUGGGGUUCACUCUUACAGAUUGUUCCCAGCCGGUUUCCACUAAUUUUUAGUACGUAUGUCACUUUGACCUGAUUUCAGGAAAAAACUGACGCAAGUUACAAAAAAGUAUCAAAUCCAACCCAAAAUUUAUGCUUGUAUAUCUAAGACAUAACAGAAAAUAAUAGAUGAGAGAAAUGUAACCGAAUGCACUCUUCAAAAGCAACGAGAAGGAAGAGAAGAGCAACUCUGAUGAUUUGUGUAGAAAGAGUUGGAAGAAAUCCAUGGAAAUACCUCCAACGAAGCUCAGUGUGUUUGAUAUCGGAAAAGCAGAUGCUGGUUUGUUGCAAAGUAAAGAGCUUUAUCAGUAUAUCUUGGAGACAAAUGUGUACCCAAAUGAGGCUGAAGUUCUGAAGGAGCUAAGAGAAAUUACUGUUACUCAACCAUGGAGCGUGAUGCUUUGUGCAGCAGAUGAAGGUCCAAUAAUGUCUCUGCUUUUAAAGCUUGUGAAUGCAAAAAAGACAAUUGAGAUUGGAGUGUACACUGGAUACUCACUCCUUGUCACUGCUCUUGCACUUCCCAAAGAUGGCAAGACCAUUGCUAUUGAUCCAGAUCGGUCAAUGUUCGAGAUAGGACUACCAUUCUUCAGAAAAGCUGGGGUGGAACAUAAGGUGGAGUUCAUCGAGUCUAUUGCUCUCCCUGUUCUUGACAAACUACUGGAAGAUCCGAAGAAUGAAGGAUCAUUUGAUUAUGCGUUCGUCGACGCAGACAAGGAUAAUUACGUGCAUUAUCAUGAGAGACUACUGAAACUAGUAAGGGUAGGAGGAAUGAUUCUCUACGAUAAUACACUAUGGUCAGGUACAGUUGCUUGGGAAGAUGAUUCUACACUGGAUGAAAUGAUGAAAGAAAUUAAAGACGUUUUUGUCGAUCUGAACAAGAAAUUAGCAUCUGAUUCUCGCAUUCAAAUUUCACAACUCCCUGUUGGUGAUGGUCUCACAAUGUGUAUGCGUCUGCAUUGACAUUUUUACCGUCUCAUAUUAUUGAAUAAUUUUGUUGGACUGUGGAUCGACAAAUGUGUCUUUCUAUUGAGAUUUUUUAUUCUCUCUUUAACCCAUUUCUGUUUGCCGACACUGCCACUGCAAAUAGAGGAGUAUUUAAAUUGUGGGGGGCUAA
Molecule: messenger RNA, 1167 nt
Organism: Papaver somniferum (opium poppy)
Lineage: Eukaryota; Viridiplantae; Streptophyta; Magnoliopsida; Ranunculales; Papaveraceae
Product: probable caffeoyl-CoA O-methyltransferase At4g26220
Exons: 5
Coding region: 279-1013 (244 amino acids)
Molecular function (GO): O-methyltransferase activity; S-adenosylmethionine-dependent methyltransferase activity
Source: RefSeq, a predicted model, not a curated record